Didymodactylos carnosus is the source of this 297-nucleotide messenger RNA. NCBI's taxonomy places the organism in Eukaryota, Metazoa, Rotifera, Eurotatoria, Philodinida, Philodinidae. The record is from the annotation of a GenBank genome assembly.
AUGUCUCCUUUUGCCGGCGAGGGUGUUAAUUUGGCUAUCCUCGAUGCUACAGAGCUGGCUCUUGCCAUCAUCAGCGCAGACGAUUUAAAACAAGCAAUUCACAACUAUGAGCAAAAGAUGUUUUCUCGUGCCGCUAAAGCUGCCGACGAAUCCUCAACCAAUCUUGAUCUAUUUAUUUCAUCUGGAAAUGCAGCAAAAAUAGAGGCAGACCUCUUUAAAAAACUGAUGGAAAGUGGCCACCAAAUGACAAGGAAACUCCUGUUACUGCAUAGUCAAAAGUUGCAAUCUUACACUUAA